Cataglyphis hispanica is the source of this 1438-nucleotide messenger RNA. RefSeq names its product chymotrypsin-1-like. Gene Ontology annotation, molecular function: serine-type endopeptidase activity. The transcript has 6 exons. The record is from RefSeq and is a predicted model, not a curated record. Lineage: Eukaryota; Metazoa; Arthropoda; Insecta; Hymenoptera; Formicidae. Bases 189 to 1004 code for a protein of 271 amino acids. Gene Ontology annotation, biological process: proteolysis.
GGAGAAAUAUUUUAUGUAUUCAUUUCACGUAUUUCAUUAUUGCAUUGUGAUACGUGAACACAUAAUUAAUCAUGUCAAAGUCUUUGUCUUUUAAUUUCGGGAAGCACUCCAUUUAAUUUGCAAACAAGAACAGCUGCUAUACAAGGUUGAACGCAGAUACAAUACUGUAUAUAAAAAGAAAUGGUUGAAUGGUCUCCUCUAUCCAGUUCACAAUUCGAUUUGCAUAUGAUUUGCAAUUUGUGAGGAUGAUCAAGUUAACUAUUCUUGUCGCUAUCAGUGCCAUCGCCCAUCAGGCUUGCUGCGAUGAGCCCGAACGAAUCAUCGGCGGUGACAUAGCCGCAAUUGGUCAAUUUAAAUAUCAAGUAUCCCUCCAAUCUUACGGUGAGCAUAUUUGCGGGGGUACUAUCAUUAGUAGUACGCACAUCCUUACUGCUGCUCAUUGCGUAGAUGAUGAUUUUUAUACAAACGACAUGAUUGUCGUAACUGGAACCAAUAGUCCGAGAAUAGGUGGCGAGAAACAUGACAUCAAAUGCAUUCGAAUACAUUCAGGAUACACCGGUGAAAAAGAGAAUGGCUGGAAGGAUGAUAUCGCUGUGAUUACCUUGAAAAAACCGAUUGAAGCAAACGAUGUCCAAGGUCUGAUUCCUUUAGCAAGUAAAAACUACAUUAACGGCGGCAAACGCGGCAUCGUGAGCGGAUGGGGAAGGACAAAAACAAGUGGAUCAUCCUCAGAAAUACUCAGAUGGCUUAGCGUGAAUGUCUUGAGUCAAGAGCGCUGCUUGCAAGGUCACAAAAAUCCACGCACCAAUGAAAACCAGAUAUGUACGUUGGAAAAGGUUGGGAAAGGUGCUUGCCAAGGUGACAGCGGUGGUCCACUCGUUGUUGAUGAUGAAGUCGUUGGUGUCGUCUCUUGGGUCUUGCCCUGCGCUUUGGGCAUAUCUGAUGUAUAUACUAAUGUUUAUAACUAUCGUGAUUUUAUCGAAGAAUCUCAAUUAACAUGCUGAUAGGUUUGAUGAUUGAUUGAUAAUUAAUUUUUGCAAAAUAUUAUUUAAUUUUUUUUUUGUCAAUAGUUUAACAAAUAUUUUUCACAAAGCAAUAAUGAAAAUGUGUUAUUUAAAAAAAGCAAAAUAAUUUUACUUUUUAUUCUUGUAAUUUGCAUGAUAUUAAGACACAUUCUUUUGAAUCAUUAAUAUUUUUCGAGGAAGUAAUAUAAAAGGAUAUAAAAUAAUAUUGACAAUAUAUAUUUUUUAAUAAACUUUAUGUAUGCUUCUACCCAACAUUUAAUUUAAACUGUUUAAUAUAGUAUCAUAUUUUAUUAUCGACAUCUUUCUAAUAUGAAAGUCAAUUAAUCCAUCAUAUUAAUAUUUUCAUAAUUACAAAGAUUAUUAAUGUAUUAUACUGCAAUCUAGUUUUUUGAAAUAAAUGAAGCUGAUUCAGU